This is a messenger RNA of Siniperca chuatsi (mandarin fish), 1310 nucleotides long. RefSeq names its product VPS26 endosomal protein sorting factor C (gene vps26c). Gene Ontology annotation, biological process: intracellular protein transport. Bases 165 to 1058 code for a protein of 297 amino acids. Gene Ontology annotation, cellular component: endosome. The record is from RefSeq and is a predicted model, not a curated record. The transcript is spliced from 8 exons. Lineage: Eukaryota; Metazoa; Chordata; Actinopteri; Centrarchiformes; Sinipercidae.
CUGAAGGAUUUGGACCGGAAGCCGUGUUGUUGCUGCUGCAGAGCGGAACACAAGCCAAGAGAGUCGCUGUUAGAUGUAAAAACCACUUUGUUUGUUUGUUGUAUUAACAAGAAAGAGCCAGGAACCAGUUCUUUAAAAGUCUGUCUCAUGCGUGAUGGUCAGAGAUGAGCGUCACUUUGGAUAUAAGACUGAAAAGAGCAAACAAAGUUUACCAUGAAGGGGAAGCGGUGGCUGGUGUCAUCUUGCUGGUGUGUAAGGAGUCGCUGCAGCACCACGGCAUCUCUUUGAACAUGGAGGGACUGGUGAACCUGCAGCUGAGCUCCAAGAGUGUCGGCGUCUUUGAAGCUUUCUACAACUCUGUCAAGCCCAUCCAGCUGAUCAGCAGUAACAUCGAGGUGGCCAAGGCAGGAAAAGUCCCAGCAGGCAAGACUGAGAUCCCCUUUGAGUUCCCUCUGAACACAAAAGGCAACAAAGUGCUGUACGAGACCUACCACGGUGUCUUCGUCAACAUUCAGUACACCCUCCGCUGUGACAUGAAGCGCCCCCUGCUGGCCAAAGACCUGAGCAGGAACUGCGAGUUCAUUGUGCACUGUCAGCCACAGAAAGCUAAAGUUGUGCCGACUCCAGUCAACUUCACCAUCACUCCGGACACCCUGCAGAACAUCCGCGAGAGGAGUUCACUGCCAAAGUUCCUAAUCAGAGGCCAUUUAGAUGCCACCAACUGUGUGAUCAGCCAGCCGUUGACUGGAGAGGUGGUGGUGGAGAACUCAGACGUUCCCAUAAAGAGUAUUGAACUGCAGCUUGUGCGAGUAGAGACCUGUGGUUGUGCUGAAGGCUACGCCAGAGAUGCCACGGAGAUCCAGAACAUCCAGAUAGCUGAAGGUGACGUCUGCCACAGCCUCCCUAUUCCCAUCUACAUGGUCUUCCCCAGGCUGUUCACCUGCCCCACACUGGAGACCACCAACUUCAAAGUCGAGUUUGAAGUCAACAUUGUCAUCGUGCUUCAUGAUGACCAUCUGAUCACAGAGAACUUCCCUCUGAAGCUGUGCAGAGUCUGAACCUGGAAAGUCACAUCAGCACUGAGAUAAGUUCACUGCCGGCCUCCUGGCUUUGAUGACAGGACGGUGAUUUUGAAACCAUGAACAGUUCCUCUAAAGCCAGAAAAAGAAAUAAUGCUAACUUAGAGUGGCUUCACUAAUAGGAAAUGGAUUAUUUAACUUAAAGUAAACCUGAUUUUCUUUCAAAUAGAUGAAUAUGACCCAAAGUGUUUCAAAAGAUUAUUGCUUUGAUUAAAAAAAAAUUUCAAUUUA